CCGGAGCUGAGAGCAGGAGCUGGAAACUGGAAGUUCAGACAUGUGGCCAGUCCUGCCUCCGUAACGGGCGCUCGCGGGGGACAGCGCUCCGAUCACUGCUAGCCCGCCGCCUGCACACCCACGUGUCUGCCAGCAAUCUGGCCCAUCGGUCCUUUGCUUGUCUCCUGCUCCGUCUGUCUGUCUGUCUGUCCAGUCGUCUGUGAGUCACCGCACACCGUCUUGUGCACUGAUCCUGCCUCCUGGACCCACCCGGUGGCAGCCAUGGCCCGGAGCCGUGGGGUGGUGGUCGGUGCGGUCCUGCUGGGGCUGGGGCUGGCCCUGGCCGUCCUUGUGCCUGCUGUGCUCAUCUCUCGCCACCAGGCCCGCUGCGGCCCCGCUGCCUUUGCCCACGCUGCAGUUGCCAGCGACUCCAAGGUCUGCUCAGAUAUUGGACGAGCCAUCCUCCAGCAGCACGGCUCACCCGUGGAUGCUGCCAUCGCAGCUCUGGUCUGCACCGGGGCUGUCAACCCUCAGAGCAUGGGCCUGGGCGGAGGCGUCAUCUUCACCAUCUACAACGUGACCACAGGGAAGGUGGAGGUCAUCAAUGCCAGGGAGACGGUGCCCAACAGCUAUGUCCCGGGUCUGCUGGACCAGUGCGAGCAGGCCCAGCCACUGGGCACAGGGGCCCAGUGGGUCGGGGUACCCGGGGAGCUCCGUGGCUACGCCGAGGCCCACCGCCGCCACGGCCGCCUGCCCUGGGCACAGCUGUUCCAGCCCACCAUCGCGCUGCUCCGAGGGGGCUACCGCAUGCCCCCCAUCCUCAGUCACUUCCUGCAGAAUGACCUCCUGCGGCCUUCCUUGUAUAAGUCGUCCUUGAGGCAGCUCUUCUUCAAUGGGACAGAACCCCUGAGGCCUCAGGAUCCAUUCCCGUGGCCUGCGCUGGCCACGACCCUGGAGACUGUGGCCACAGAGGGCGCAGAGGCCUUCUACAGAGGGAAGCUGGGCCAGACACUGCUGGACGACAUUGCCAGGGAAGGCAGCCGGCUGACCCUGCAGGACCUGGCAUCGUUCCAGCCAGAAGUGGUGGAUGCCCUGGCAGUGCCCCUGGGAGACUAUACCCUGUACUCACCACCACCGCCCGCGGGGGGCGCAAUUCUCAGCUUCAUCCUCAAUGUCCUCAAAGGGUUCAACUUUUCCUCUGAGUCAGUGGCCAGGCCAGAGGGGAGCGUGAACUUGUACCAUCACCUUGUGGAGACACUCAAGUUUGCCGGGGGACAGAGGUGGCGACUGUGGGACCCUCGCAGCCACCUGGAAGUGCAGAACGCCUCCCAGGACCUGCUGGGGGAGGCUCUAGCCCAGCACAUCCGCCAGCAGAUCGAUGCCCGGGGUGACCACCAGCUUAGCCACUACAACCUGGCUGGGGCCGGGGGCCCCAGCACGGGCACAGCGCACGUGUCCGUGCUGGGGGAGGACGGCAGCGCUGUGGCCGCCACCAGCACCAUCAACACGCCCUUCGGCGCGAUGGUGUACUCGCCGCACACAGGCAUCCUCCUCAACAACGAGCUCCUGGACCUGUGCUGGAGGCAGCGGCAGGGUUCUGGAGUGGCCCCGCCCCCCGUUCCAGGUGAGCGGCCCCCAUCGUCCAUGGUCCCCUCCAUCCUGGUCAAUGCAGCCCAGGGGUCGAAGCUGGUGAUUGGUGGGGCUGGGGGGGAGCUCAUCACCUCUGCUGUGGCCCAGGCCAUUAUAAACAAGCUGUGGCUGGGCUUUGACCUGCGAGCAGCCAUUGUAGCCCCCAUCCUGCAUGUGGACGACAAGGGCCAGGUGGAAUACGAGCCCGGCUUCAGCCAGGAGGUACAGAAGGGGCUCCAGGCCCGGGGCCAGAACCAGACCGGGAGGCUCUUCUUCCUGAACGUGGUCCAGGCCGUGUCCCAGGAGGGGGCCUGUGUGCAUGCUGUGGCCGACCCCAGGAAGGGCGGCGAGGCCUCCGGCUACUGAGGCUAGGAGAAGGUUGGAUGAAGGGGCACCUCAGCCCCCAGCCCCAACAACAGCCAUGUUCUCGCUGUUGACCUUUGGGGUGGAACACCCAUUGCUGGGGAGCUGUCCUCCCCCUGCAGGGUGCUGAGCAGCAUCUCUGGCCUCUACCUGCGAGAUGCAGCAGCCACCGCCCCCCCGCCCCCCGCCAGCAGCCACAGCACCCCAAGAUGAGAACCACUGCUCUGGACCGACGAGCCUCCAACCACUGUGAUGGGCUUUGCCAGCUCCUGCAUGGGCCACCCUCCCUGGGCAGACCCCUCUGGACUGGCCUGGGCAUCCUCGCCCACAAUGGUUCCUGGGAGCAUCUGAUGUUCCCCAGACGUUCAGUGUCACAAUGUCAGGAUUCUGGGAGAAAGAGCCAGAAACAUUCCCACUGCACGUGAUGCUCCCUGACGGCUCGGCAUCCCCAGGAGGGCUACACCUGGGGCGCUCGGCCUUCACCUUCCGACGCCAGCACUUCCCAGCGAGCUUUGUGGACUGUCUCGUACUGUAGCUUCUAGAGAAGAGAGGAGCACCGCUUAGCCAAGAACAUCAUGGCUCGUAAAAUACACGUGGCCGGGUACUGCCUUCCAUUCAACUAUUUUAAGUUUGUUUUCUCACACUGAGUGCCUGCUGCUCCCAAAUAUGCAAGAAUAACUUUUGCACUUUCCUCCUCCAACACUUGUUGAUUGGCUUUGCAGAAAUAAAGGUUUAAAAUAAAAUUAAAAACGAAAAUUGAAAUAA
Manis javanica (Malayan pangolin) is the source of this 2736-nucleotide messenger RNA. It is a transcript of the gene GGT5, whose product is annotated as gamma-glutamyltransferase 5. NCBI's taxonomy places the organism in Eukaryota, Metazoa, Chordata, Mammalia, Pholidota, Manidae. The record is from RefSeq and is a predicted model, not a curated record. Gene Ontology annotation, biological process: glutathione catabolic process. Gene Ontology annotation, molecular function: glutathione gamma-glutamate hydrolase.